This is a messenger RNA of Bipolaris sorokiniana ND90Pr, 2720 nucleotides long. RefSeq lists its product as uncharacterized. Lineage: Eukaryota; Fungi; Ascomycota; Dothideomycetes; Pleosporales; Pleosporaceae. The record is from RefSeq and is a predicted model, not a curated record. Bases 331 to 2316 code for a protein of 661 amino acids. Gene Ontology annotation, molecular function: sequence-specific DNA binding; DNA-binding transcription factor activity; phosphorelay response regulator activity. Gene Ontology annotation, biological process: regulation of DNA-templated transcription; phosphorelay signal transduction system. The transcript has 6 exons.
CCCAGAUCUCGUCCAUUGCCUUCCAUUCUCCUGCGACAAGCCGCGCCUGUUUUGGCUAAUUUCGUCAUCGUCCUUUCACCCUCCAUUCUCUCUGCCAAGCGACCACUCCCUACCACCCGUAUAUUCCUACACUACGCGCACCCUGAGCCUCGCGCGCCCUCCGCCGUUUACCGCCCUCUCGACUUCCCUCGUCCCAAUUGCUCCUGUCCGUGCCCGGGGUCUCGACAUCCAUCUUACCCAUCGACGCGAGGUGCCUGUUGCUGUCGCGCACCCACUCGGACGGCCACCCAGGCAUUCUGCGCCUCUUGCGCCUGUAAAUCAGCCGGCACCAUGGACUCCAACCAAGGCGGUGGAGGCGGCUCCAACAACUCGAGCGACUUUGUGCGCAAGCUGUACAAGAUGCUCGAGAACCCCAGCGACGAAAGUGUAGUGCGGUGGGGCAAUGACGGUGACAGUUUUGUCGUCUUGGAAAACGAAAAGUUUACCAAACACAUACUACCCAAACACUUCAAGCACAGCAACUUUGCCAGUUUUGUGCGCCAACUGAAUAAAUAUGAUUUCCACAAAGUCCGCCACAACAAUGAAGAAAAUGGGCAGUCGCCCUAUGGACCUGGGGCCUGGGAAUUCAAGCACCCCGAUUUCAAGAUGAACAACAAAGAUGCACUCGACAACAUUCGCCGAAAGGCUCCCGCGCCACGAAAACCAAACCAAGCAGCCGCUGAAGAUUUUGCGCCCUCGCAGCAAAUGGACAUGGUCAGCGGCCAAUUAAUGGCGACUCAGGCCCAAUUACACCAGCUCGAGGGGCGAUACAACGAGCUGAACAUCCAUCAUUCUAUGCUUUUGCAAGAGGUCAUUGGUUUACAAAAGACGGUUGUUAACCACGAGCAUGUCAUGCAGCAAAUCAUGACUUUCUUGCACGGGGUGGAUGCGACACAGCGGAGAAACAGCAAGCUCGUCUUCAAUGGCAGUGAAGCCCAGAAUGGCAACAUGGACCCCCCAUCGAACAAUGACGACGACAACCCGGCUUCGCCUUUGCAACAUGCCUCCAAGCUUCUCAGUGAAACCAACGCCGAUGCCAUGCUGAACCCCCGCAAUCUGGAGCACAUGAAUGAGAUUACCAUGAGGAUGAACGGCACCUUGACAACACCACCGCCAGACUUUGCUCGGGCGCAAAUGCGGCCCACAAGCCGUGGCCCACCAUCAGCGACUUCGACAAACUCGAUGCGCCUGGACAACUUGGACAACCUUGUAUAUCCAGUCGGAUCCUCCAAUGGUAUUGAUCCCAUGUACAGUGAGCACAUCAACAACAUUCCCUACGCUGCUCCACCAAAAGCCGUGGACCAAAACGAGCCCAAGGUACCCGAGGGAAAGAAGAAGAGUGCUUUCCCUGACCCAGGGUGGAUUAGGCCGCCACAAAUCUUGCUUGUCGAGGAUGAUCCCACGUGUCGUCGUAUUGGAAGCAAGUUUUUGUAUGCUUUCCACUGCUCUAUCGAUAGUGCUCUCGACGGUCUCGAAGCUGUCAACAAGAUGAAUGCUGGCUCCAAAUACGACUUGGUCUUGAUGGACAUCAUCAUGCCAAAUCUCGACGGUGUCUCGGCGUGUCAUCUAAUCCGGCAAUUUGACACCACACCUAUUGUCGCCAUGACAUCGAACAUUCGUAGCGAUGACAUUUCCAUGUACUUCCAGCAUGGUAUGAAUGACGUUCUGCCCAAGCCAUUUACCAAGGAAGGACUAUUGCAUAUGCUAGAAAAACAUCUUGUCCAUUUGAAAAAACCAUCAGCCCAAAGUGACGGAUCCAUGGUGGCACCGCAACCUGUACCGAUAGCACGGCAGUUGGUGCUCAAGGAAGAAGAAUCGCCAGGCAAAUCACCACAAGCCGUCAGCAACUGGAACUCGCCCAAUCAAAUCACGGGUGUAUCUCCGGUCGGCACUUCAGUUCCAGAAGACUUUGCGCAGGCCAUGCGAGGGCAACCAGUGCAACACCCGAAUUCAUACGGAGUCAAUCCCAUGCAAGGGAACAUGGGGUAUAAUGCUUCAUCACAUAUGCAAAUGCAAUCACAGCAGCAACAACAACAGCAACAACAACAACAGCAGCAGCAGCAGCAGCAGCAACAACAACAGCAACAACAACAACAACAACAACAGCAGCAGCAGCAGCAGCAACAACAACAACAACAAGCACAAUUACAAGGUCAUCGCAGACAGGUCUCUGAGAUUUCCGGUGGGGACGAUAUGAACAACCCAGCGAAACGUCAACAAAUGUAUCCUCCUCAGAUGCAACAGCAAAUGGGGGCAAUGCAGCCGCGCCCUCAUUGAUUGGCGGCGUGUUACAUGAGCCUGAAGCGAAAUCAAGAUUAUAAGAAACAUAGAGGAGAGAAACUGGACACUGGCUUUUAUGCCAGCAGGCAUUAGCGACGGAGUUUUGAUACAGAACAACGGUGUUCUGUGCGACUCGUAACCGAGAUCCCAUGGUCGCAAGGCCAUUUGUCGUGGCUGGCCCUUUGACGCUUUGUAGUAAAACGCAAGGAUGCAACGGUUCAAAAGCUAUGUUGUGGAGGGAGGGCAUCAAGGACUGUAGGUUCUGGGCGUUUAAGGUUAUAAAGUGACUUGUCGUUAAGUGACUUGGGAGCUGGGCUGGACAUUUGCUAGGAAAUACCCUACUUGCUAGAGAAACAAUUUGAUAUGUUAUUUUGCUCCAAGAUAACGGAGUUAUAAGAGAG